This is a messenger RNA of Malania oleifera, 1654 nucleotides long. Its product is annotated as probable cinnamyl alcohol dehydrogenase 1. Lineage: Eukaryota; Viridiplantae; Streptophyta; Magnoliopsida; Santalales; Ximeniaceae. The record is from RefSeq and is a predicted model, not a curated record. Gene Ontology annotation, biological process: lignin biosynthetic process. Gene Ontology annotation, molecular function: cinnamyl-alcohol dehydrogenase activity; zinc ion binding. The transcript is spliced from 5 exons. Bases 335 to 1408 code for a protein of 357 amino acids.
GGAUUACAAGGUGGUCCUUUAAGGUGAAGCUUGAGGUGGCUAGCGUCACAGGCCAGUGGCUGCAUAAUUCCCUUUGUUUUGGAGGUGACGGAAGAGUGACGUACCGCCAUCGCUCCCACCAACCCCAUGACACGACGUCGUCCCUGGCUUAUAAUUAGGCAAGGUUGGUUGGCCCUGGGCCCCCACCCAAUCCGACCUUGCGACAUAUACUCACACCGCAUCAUUUCGUUUCCCUUACAAAUUUCGUUUCCCAUUCAAUUCAUAUAUACGAACAGUGUUACAUUCUCUGCCCAUAUCCCUUUCUCUGAAGAAGAAGAAGAAGUAGUUUGGGGAAAUGGGUGGUCUAGAAGCGGAGAGGACAACAACGGGAUGGGCAGCGAGAGACCCUUCUGGGGUUCUUUCUCCCUUCACUUACACUCUUAGAAACACAGGCCCAGAAGAUGUCUUCAUCAAGGUCCUUAGCUGUGGAAUUUGCCACACUGAUCUUCACCAGAUGAAAAAUGAUCUGGGCAUGUCCAACUACCCCAUGGUUCCUGGGCAUGAGGUGGUAGGUGAGGUGGUGGAGGUGGGAUCAGAUGUGACCCAGUACAGAGCAGGGGACACCGUCGGAGUUGGAGUCAUCGUCGGAUGCUGUAGAAACUGCCGUCCCUGCAAAUCCGACAACGAGCAGUACUGCAACAAGAAGAUCUGGUCCUACAACGACGUCUACACCGACGGCAAUGUCACUCAAGGCGGCUUCGCCAGCGCCAUGGUCGUCGAUCAGAAGUUUCUGGUGAAGAUACCGGACGGAAUGGUGACGGAGCAGGCGGCGCCGUUGCUAUGCGCCGGGGUGACGGUGUACAGUCCCCUGAAACACUUUGGGCUGAAGCAGAGUGGGCUGAAAGGGGGAAUAUUGGGGCUGGGAGGAGUGGGACACAUGGGGGUGAAGAUCGCCAAGGCCAUGGGCCAUCACGUGACUGUCAUCAGCUCGUCGGAUCGGAAGAGAGAGGAGGCUCUGGAUCAUCUCGGGGCGGACCAGUACUUGGUCAGCUCCGACGCAGAGAAGAUGCAGGAGGCUGCCGAUUCACUGGAUUAUAUAAUUGAUACGGUGCCCGUGUUCCACCCUCUCGAACCCUAUCUGUCUCUGUUGAAGCUUGACGGGAAGUUGAUCUUGAUGGGUGUCAUCAAUACCCCUUUGCAAUUCGUCACUCCCGUUGUCAUGCUCGGGAGGAAGACGAUAACAGGGAGCUUCAUCGGAAGCAUGAAGGAGACGGAGGAGAUGUUGGAGUUUUGCGUAGAGAAGGGGGUGACUUCCAGCAUCGAAGUAGUGAAGAUGGAUUACGUCAACACGGCCUUCGAGAGGCUGGAGAAGAAUGAUGUUCGCUACAGAUUCGUCGUUGACGUCGCCGGCAGCAAGCUCGACCAGUGAUCCAUCUACAAAAGAAACAUCCAAAAUCUCAUAUACUGAACAUGGCAUUUCUGGAUUGGUGACACAAAACAAAAAAGAACUUGCUGUGCUCUGUUUCAAUGGUAUUGGUGGAGUCAGGCGUGGGGUGGGGAGGAGUAUGGACUAUUGGCCCAUCGGGUGCCAUGUUAUGUUGCUCUUUCUUUCUUUCUUUUACUUUUCCUCCUGUAAUAAAUAUAAGAAGGGAUGAGAUAUGCUUUGGACUUUGGA